CCGCGUGGAUGCUGCGUCUGAGCUCCUCAGCGCGCAGCUCAGCGAGGGGGGGCUCUCAUCCCAUCGCAUCUAAAUCCCAAAUAUCGCCUCUUUUGAUUUACACUUUCAAGAAGAAAAACGGCGUAUGUUUCUAUCAUCAGUAAACAAACAGUCUCUGUCUUUUGGGUACAUGGUGUUCGGCGCAACCAUCCUAACGCGAUGUCUUCAUCAUCAUUCGUAUUUUCCUCUGCGGAACCUCAGCCUGACCAGGCAACGACUGCACUAUUUUAGGAUCCAAAUUGCCAUCAACAGUAAAAAACCCGACAGAAAACAUUUGGCUUAAAGGAGCACACGGCAGCAAGCAGUAGGUGCCUUCAAUCGCGAACGAUUCGUAUAUUUUCUUGAUUUCUGUGGGGCAGAAUUCGGGAAUCUCCUUUUGCCCACCAAACCGCGUCGAUGUCCUUGGAGCAUGGCCUGAAAAAACAUCCCUGAAUCAUCACACUGCAACUUCUUCUGAAAUCUGACCCCUCCACACACCACGGCUGUGUCUUCUCAACACUUCCUGAUAUUCCUUCCUUGUCUCCAUCCCGAAUGGAUUGGGAGUGCUGUGAUCCCUCGUUCUGUUGACCCUCCAGUCGAGGGGGUAGAGUGGAGCGGGCAGGUUUUAGUUUUUCCUUACAAUCAAAAAGCCUUUUCUCCUCACUGUCCCAGUUUCCUCUUUCGAUGGAGAGUUAGGCAGCCAGGUGCUACUUUGGGAGGGAGAGGAGAGGGGCCAAAAUAUUGAGCCACACCAAAAACAAAACACAUUUUGACAACAGAACAAAAAAAUCACAAUUUAACCUCCCUCCAUCGAAAGCUACUGAGACAGAGUCUCAGGUCAGUUCUAUAGAUCUGGACAGGAAGAUACUCAUAGCUUCAUAAGCUGAAGAGUUGGCAAUGUCAACAACAGCUACAAUAGGCGACAUGGCGAACAGUGCGGUGGAGUUCUAUCCAAAGCGGGGUGGAGGAAUGGAGGCCAACCACUCGGACAACUUUGGGGUAACCUUGGAGGAGUUACGUUCUCUGAUGGAGCUGAGAGGAGCGGAAGCCUUGCAGAAGAUUCAGGAAACCUACGGAGACACUGAGGGCCUCUGCCACAGACUCAAGUCUUCCACCACAGAUGGUUUGUCUGAUAACCCGGUGGACUUGGAGAAAAGAGCACAGACAUUUGGACAAAACUUCAUUCCCCCAAAGAAGCCCAAGACCUUUUUGCAGCUGGUGUGGGAGGCACUGCAGGACGUCACCCUCAUCAUCUUGGAGAUAGCAGCCAUCAUCUCUCUUGGCCUGUCCUUCUACCAGCCCCCAGGGGAGGAGAGUGACGCCUGUGGGGACGUGGCAGCUGGUGCGGAGGAUGAAGGUGAAGCUGAGGCGGGCUGGAUUGAGGGUGCCGCCAUCUUACUCUCAGUCAUCUGCGUGGUGCUGGUGACGGCCUUCAACGACUGGAGCAAGGAGAAGCAGUUCCGCGGGCUGCAGAGCCGCAUUGAGCAGGAGCAGCGCUUCGCUGUGGUGCGCAACGGGAAUGUCAUCCAGAUCCCUGUGGCUGACAUGGUGGUGGGCGACAUGGCCCAGGUCAAAUAUGGUGAUCUGCUGCCUACUGACGGCAUUCUGAUUCAGGGCAAUGAUCUGAAGAUUGAUGAGAGCUCCCUAACUGGAGAGUCAGAUCAUGUACGCAAGUCAGUGGACAAGGACCCUAUGCUUCUCUCUGGCACCCAUGUCAUGGAGGGAUCAGGGAGGAUGUUGGUGACAGCGGUUGGAGUAAACUCUCAGACUGGAAUCAUUUUCACUCUGCUAGGGGCUGGAGAGGGAGAGGAGGAAAAGAAAGAGAAGAAAGAAGACAGUAGUUACUCACUUACUACUGAAGCCAAACAGAGCAGCGUCACCAAUGGCAAGCAGCCAGAGGCCACAGUGGAGACCAAUCAAAAUAAAGCCAAGAAGCAGGAUGGAGCGGUUGCCAUGGAAAUGCAGCCGCUGAAGAGCGCGGAAGGUGGAGAAGUGGAGGAAAGGGAGAAGAAGAAAACCAAUGUGCCGAAGAAGGAGAAAUCCGUUCUACAGGGCAAACUUACCAAACUGGCUGUGCAGAUUGGUAAAGCAGGUCUGGUAAUGUCAGCUAUCACAGUGAUUAUAUUGGUGCUCUACUUCGUGAUUGAGACAUUCGUGGUAGAAGGGCGGAGCUGGCUCCCUGAGUGCACACCAAUUUAUGUACAGUACUUUGUCAAGUUCUUCAUCAUUGGAGUUACCGUGUUGGUGGUGGCUGUGCCUGAGGGUCUCCCUCUCGCUGUCACCAUCUCUCUAGCUUACUCAGUGAAGAAAAUGAUGAAGGACAAUAACCUGGUACGCCAUUUGGAUGCCUGUGAAACAAUGGGCAAUGCCACUGCCAUCUGCUCAGACAAGACUGGCACUCUGACUACCAACCGCAUGACUGUGGUGCAGGCCUAUGUGAAUGACCAGCACUUCCGUGAGAUCCCAGAACCCAAUCAGCUCAGCUCCAACACUCUGGAAAUGAUUGUCAAUGCCAUUUCGAUCAACAGCGCCUAUACCUCCAAGAUCAUUCCCCCUGAUGUGGAAGGUGGCCUGCCUAAGCAGGUGGGGAAUAAGACUGAAUGUGGCUUGCUGGGCUUUGUGCUGGACCUGAAGCAAGACUAUGCACCCGUCCGUGAACAGAUCCCAGAGGAGAAGAUCUACAAGGUCUACACCUUUAAUUCUGUCCGUAAAUCCAUGAGCACCGUGGUGAAGCUUCCAGAUGGUACCUUCCGUCUCUACAGCAAAGGAGCCUCUGAAAUUCUCCUGAAAAAGUGUUCAUCCAUUAUAGGUGCAGGGGGUGAGGUGCGGAAUUUUAGGCCAAGGGACCGAGAUGAGAUGGUGAAGAAAGUGAUCGAGCCAAUGGCAUGUGAGGGCCUGCGCACCAUCUGUAUUGCCUACCGUGACCUCCCUGGCGAGCCUGAACCUGACUGGGACAAUGAGGCUGAUAUUGUUGCUGACCUCACAUGCAUUUCUGUAGUUGGGAUUGAGGAUCCUGUGAGGCCUGAGGUCCCUGAGGCCAUCCGGAAAUGCCAGAGAGCAGGUAUCACUGUGCGCAUGGUCACUGGUGACAAUAUCAACACGGCACGUGCCAUCGCCGCCAAAUGUGGCAUCAUCCAACCUGGCGAUGACUUCUUGUGUCUGGAGGGCAAGGAAUUCAAUCGACGAAUCAGGAAUGAGAAAGGAGAGAUUGAGCAGGAGAGGAUUGAUAAGAUCUGGCCCAAACUGAGAGUCCUGGCCCGUUCCUCACCCACUGACAAACACACUCUGGUUAAAGGCAUCAUUGACAGCACUGUGUUGGAGCAGAGGCAGGUGGUGGCCGUGACUGGUGAUGGGACCAAUGAUGGACCAGCUCUUAAGAAAGCUGAUGUCGGCUUUGCCAUGGGCAUAGCUGGGACUGAUGUAGCUAAAGAGGCUUCGGAUAUCAUCCUGACUGAUGAUAAUUUCAGUAGCAUUGUGAAGGCAGUCAUGUGGGGGCGGAAUGUCUAUGACAGCAUCUCAAAAUUCCUGCAGUUUCAGCUUACUGUCAACGUGGUGGCCGUCAUAGUGGCCUUCACUGGAGCCUGUAUUACACAGGACUCUCCACUGAAAGCGGUGCAGAUGCUAUGGGUGAACUUGAUUAUGGACACAUUUGCGUCGCUUGCCCUGGCCACUGAGCCGCCCACUGAAGCCUUGCUAUUGAGAAAACCCUACGGCCGUAACAACCCCCUCAUCUCCCUCACCAUGAUGAAGAACAUCCUGGGGCAUGGCGUCUAUCAGCUUGUUAUCAUCUUCACUCUGUUGUUUGUUGGGGAAAAGAUCUUUAACAUCGACAGCGGGCGCAAUGCUCCACUGCACUCGCCUCCAUCCGAGCACUACACAAUCAUCUUCAACACCUUCGUCCUCAUGCAGCUCUUCAAUGAGAUCAAUGCUCGCAAGAUUCAUGGAGAGAGGAAUGUGUUUGAUGGCAUCUUUGGCAACCCCAUCUUUUGCAGCAUCGUGCUGGGCACCUUCGGCGUGCAGAUCAUUAUAGUGCAGUUUGGGGGAAAGCCCUUUAGCUGUGCCCCUCUCAACAUGGAGCAGUGGCUGUGGUGCCUCUUUGUUGGAGUUGGAGAGCUCCUGUGGGGUCAGGUCAUUGCCACAGUGCCCACCAGUCACCUGAAGUGUCUUAAAGAGGCCGGUACAGGGCCGGGCACAGAUGAGAUGACCGAGGAUGAGCUGGCUGAGGAUGAGGAGGAGAUUGACCAUGCUGAACGAGAGCUGCGCAGAGGCCAGAUCCUCUGGUUCAGAGGCCUCAACCGCAUCCAGACUCAGAUGGAGGUAGUGAGUACAUUCAAGAGGAGUGGUUCGUUUCAGGGUGCAGUGAGACGGCGCUCCUCUGUGCUCAGCCAGCUCCAUGACAUGCGGGUGGUGAAAGCAUUCCGUAGCUCCCUCUAUGACGGCAUCGAGAAGCCUGAGUCCAGGAACUCCAUCCACAACUUCAUGGCACAUCCCGAGUUUCUCAUCAACGACUUCAUGCACAACAUCCCGCUGAUCGACGACACAGAUAUCGACGAUGAGUCGGAGCUGUCCAAGCACAACCAUCACCACCUGCACCCGGCCUUCCGCAAGCCGCCUCCUCCUCCGGUCCAGCGAUCCCGUCCCCCACCGCGUCCUUAUCGCCAGUACAGCCUCCCAGCGACCCCCAACCGCAACAACAAUGCUAAUCGGAGCAACAUGCACCAUCUGACCCAACCCACAGAACACACCGCAUACUGGACCACCCAUUCCCGACAGAUGUGCCCCCUUCUCAGCCUGGAGACUUCACUCUAACUGCCUGCACUCCAGAGGAAGGGCAUUUGAGGGACUUUGGAUACAGAGCAGAGACAAGAUAACCAUUACUUCAUUUGCAGAUCUGUGAUAUGAUUGGGGAACUGGGGGACACAGUAUUGGUCUGCUCAACCUUCAAACAACUCAAAAACAUACUAGAUCUACCCAUUC
Ictalurus furcatus (blue catfish) is the source of this 4995-nucleotide messenger RNA. It is a transcript of the gene atp2b3b, whose product is annotated as ATPase plasma membrane Ca2+ transporting 3b. Gene Ontology annotation, biological process: regulation of cytosolic calcium ion concentration; calcium ion transmembrane transport. Bases 916 to 4827 code for a protein of 1303 amino acids. The record is from RefSeq and is a predicted model, not a curated record. The transcript is spliced from 23 exons. Lineage: Eukaryota; Metazoa; Chordata; Actinopteri; Siluriformes; Ictaluridae. Gene Ontology annotation, molecular function: ATP binding; PDZ domain binding; ATP hydrolysis activity. Gene Ontology annotation, cellular component: intracellular membrane-bounded organelle; membrane.